Molecule: messenger RNA, 2368 nt
Organism: Amphimedon queenslandica
Lineage: Eukaryota; Metazoa; Porifera; Demospongiae; Haplosclerida; Niphatidae
Exons: 5
Coding region: 1350-2258 (302 amino acids)
Source: RefSeq, a predicted model, not a curated record
ACUUUUGGUGAACUUAUUUCUUUAUAUAACAACUCCAGAAGCUUGUAACUUUUAACCUGUCUGAUCCUGGGAUUCAACAUGGCCUCUCCUCAUUCACUUGCAUUGACAAAAAAAGUUUAUUCAAUUUUAAAAAUUUCUGAUGCGCAGCAAAAGCAACAAGCAAAACGGUCAGACACGGAGACAAGAGCCAUGGAGAAUCAAUUUGCUUAUUUCAUUGCGACUCGAUUAGCACUAAAAUUUGUAUAUUGUGAAACAAGGUUAGGUGCCAUUUAUGCAAGUAUUAAAGGAGAUCGAAGGGAAAUCCUCCACUCAGUUGUUGAGAGACUUGGCUUUCUUAAGGCACAAGGUCAAAACCCAAGUGAAGUUGAUCUAUCAAAUGCUAUGUUACAACAUGGUAUAUCUUCUUUAAGUAUCUCUCACAAACCUCCUGAUCAACUUGAUUCACUUGAAAUCAUUGUUAACAUGGCACAUGAACUCAUAGAUAUGAGAACUAUACAUGAUGAACCAUACUCUUCUGGUAAUAGUUACAGUUUUGGUGAUCAUCUGAUUCAAAAGUUCUCAGCAGCUGUAUAUCUUAGUCGGGAACCACUGAUGACUCUUAUUGAAUUCAUUAAACAAAAUAUAAUCAGUCAAAACAACAAAUUAACAAUACGAGUAGAAGAUGAACAUGAAGUAAAAGUGGGGAAGGAUUGCAGUGAAGUCCUUACGUAUGUAUUUGGACUAGCAAAAAGUGGUUUGAAUGGUAGUUUAUCUGACGCUUUGCCUUCAAUCAUUCAGUUUAUGUGUCAGACAAUUGUCACUACUGAGCCUAUUGUUGAUGACAGAAUAGCACUUGUUAUUUUAGCAUGUCUUCGACAAGCACAAGAUUUCACAUUGUGUAGAAAAGUUCACCAUGAAUAUUUUAAAAGACAAAUCUUCUCAUACAAAUUUCUUUUUUUGGAUUUGACCAGAUUUAGCCUAUUACCUGUCCUGUACUACUUCAGAACAGCAAUCAUGGACAAUAUAUUACAAUGACAAAGAUACUGGCAGUGCUGUUUCUUCUUUCGUGAGCCAUAUCAACAAACAAUACAAAAUAACUGUGCAUUCUAAAUUGCAGUCUGAAAUUACAAUUAAAGAAAAAGGAAGAAUUGUCAUCAGCAAUAGAAAUCUCGAUCACUUGAAGAGUAUUCUACUGUCAUCAGUAGCUUCUGUCCAUUCUGAUAUGUCAAUGGUACUGGGAAUGGAGGCUAUGCAAGAAGGGAUGCCACCAACUCCUCGUUUACACUUCAGAUCCCCCCAGUACAUUGGCAUUUUCAGUUUCUCCUCUACCAUAUAAGUUUGGUUAUAUUUCAAAAGAGAAGUAUGAAGUGAUGCAAACCACAGAAAACGUCACGUAUUUUAACAUGGUCAAAGACGUCAUGGCUACCUCACUCCAGCCUUAUUCAAAGCAACCUCUAGAGUGUCAGUAUCGUAAAGCUGACCAUAUUUGGAUCACUGGCAGUCAGUCCUUGAGACAUCAUUUUUAUAAAAGUGCUCUCAUUGCACCUUAUGUCCCCAUGCACUGGGUCAAGGUCAAGCAGCCUGAUGGAAGUCCAGAGUUAGAAAUUAAAUAUGAAACAAGAGCAAACGCUGAAAUGCAGUCAGACACGGUCUCACCUAAAACCUCAGAACUAGUUCUUUUAAAUUCUCAUUGCUACACUCAAAUAUCAAUCACUAUUUUAACGGGUGAACAAUCAGUCAUUUCUUUAUAUAAUAAUUCAGAAGAGGCUGAACCCCCUGGUUUUAUCGGUUGCGAUUAUCUAGCACCUAGUCAUGAGUUGAAAGGGAAGGUUCUCUGGAAGGAAAUGAAACUGUUUGAUAUUGUCAAAGACGAGAGAGUUGGGAGAGAGUUACCACUUCCUUCAAAGAGAGGAACUGAGUCUGGGGACAUGACAGCAACUACUGCAUCUAAAGCUUUGGGUGAUGAUCCUGACAGAUUUAAACCAUCUACUCGACCAACCAGUUCAGUUUAUGAUACAACUAAGAGUACAGCUGGUGGUAUUCGUCCACUAGGUGUGACUACCGCCAACGAGCAACAGAUUAAGAGACAGGCUUUAGAGGCUUUUGAUACUGCUGGUCAAUGCUUUUAUGGUGAUAAUAUUAAGUUCUUCAGUGGAAAGGUCUAUACACAACCUAAUGCAUUACCAGGUGCAAGAGUAUUGAGGGAAGGAGGGAAUGGACUUGUAUUAGAGGUAAGGAGUGGAUAUGUGUACAUGAAUGUACAAUGUACAAUAUGGUGAGUUAUAUAUGCAGGGCUUUCCACAGCAUAUAGUGCUCAUGUAGCUUCUUGUCAGUGGAUUGUGAAGUUGCUCAAAUUGGGCCAAAGACCCUGUACAGGAAUUUUAACAAA